This is a messenger RNA of Paramecium pentaurelia, 3237 nucleotides long. The record is from the annotation of a GenBank genome assembly. Lineage: Eukaryota; Ciliophora; Oligohymenophorea; Peniculida; Parameciidae.
AUGUUUGAUUUCUCAGAUAGUAUUAUUCGAAAUAAUUCACACGAUAAAGAAUUUAAAGGUCCAAUUCAUCAUCUCUUAAGUAAUAAGAUAGUUUUGCAAGAAGGUGAUAUUUAAGGAGGAAGCUUUAAUUCCUUUAUACUUCCAGAAAAUAUGAAAUUGUAAAUCACUCCUCCUCUGACUCCAAAAAACGCAGAGAGAUAAAAAACUUUUGUAGGAAGGAGAUCUGAAUUUCAAUCUGCCUAUGAAGUAGAUGAUUUAGAAUCAGAGAAAGAUAGCAAACCUUAAUUUUUGAGAUUAAUCAUUGCAAAAAGUUUACAAAAUAACUUCAUCAAUAACCUUUGGAAUAGAUCCUAUUUGAGGAAACUUUAUCAAUUAUCUCAUUAUUAAAUUGAAUAAUUAGAUGAUUUAUAAUUUGAAUAGGAUGGGUUUUCAAAUAUAACUUAUCCAAAUUAGAAAUCCUUAAUUUAAUCUCUAGCUUUAUGUAACCUAAUUGAUGUAUUUACUCCAUAUAGCAAAUUCAUAGUGAUUUGGGAUGUCUUCCAAAUCCUUACUUAUAUCAUGAUUUUCUUUUGGUUACCUUACAAAAUCUCUUUUGAAGUAUAUUACAUAAGUGAAUUAUUUAAUGGGGAUAGAGGCAGCAAGAUUAUUGAAAUAGUGCUCCUUUCAAUUUUGUCAUUGGAUGUAGUAGUUGGACUCAAUUUGGCAUUUAUUCAUAAGGGAUAAAUUAUCAAAGAUAGAAAAAGAGUAAUAAUCAAUUAUUUUAAUUAAUAUGCAUUUGUAGAUUUAGUAAUUAUAACAUUUUAUUUAUGGUCUCAUUAUCCACAGUUUCAGCUUAAUUCUUUAUUCCAUACCUUAGUUCAAAAGACAGUAACAUGCUUAUAAUUUAAAUAGUACUGGGUGCAAUAUUCUACAUUCUUAGAAUAACAAAAAUUAAUAAGAUAUUAGCAUAAAUCUAAGAGUAAUAAUAAUUUUAUCUAGAUUUUUUAACCUUAAUGGAUCACUUAAUGAUAUGGUUGGUCUAAUGAAAUUAUUAAUGACAAUUAUAUUUAUAGCUCACAUAUGUGGAUGUACAUGGCAUGGUAUAGCUCAUUACACUGCAAAUUAUUCUUGGUUGGAUGCCUACAAUUUAAGAGAGAGAACCAAUGGCACUAGAUAUAAUUAUUCAAUAUAUUGGGCAACGAUGACAAUGACAACUGUUGGUUAUGGAGAUAUUACAGCUUAAAAUGACCUAGAAUUACUAAUUAAUAAUAUCACUAUGUUUGUUGCAAGCAUAGUUUUUGCAUAUUCUGUUAAUAGUAUAGGAAUAUUUGUGUCGAAUAUGUAUAAAGGAACUAUGGAAUAUAGUAGAACAGUUACUUUAAUUAAUACAUUUAUGUCUAAAAAUAAAAUCUAAUUUGAUUUAUAAACUAGAAUAAGAAGUUAUUUAGAGUAUAUUUGGUAAGAAGAAUAAGAAAUGAAUGAUGAUGAAGUUGGUUCUAUUGUAAAAAAGUUAAGUAGACAUCUUUAAGAUGAAUUGUAAUAUCAAUUACGUGGUAAUAUUCUAAAGAAUUGUAAAAUCAUCAUGAAAUUGUUUUCUGAAUAAUUUCUUAAGAAUCUUCUUCAAUCAAUGGAAGAAUUAUCAUUUAGUCCAGAUGAGAAAAUAAUUACAUGUAAUUAAAUAGAUGAUUGUUCAUUAUAUAUGAUUACAAAAGGAGAAGUAGAAUUAAUAUUUUCAGGUAAAAAUUAGUUAGGAGAUAUGAUAAAAAGAAAUUCAAUCAAAGUACUUAAAUAAUAUGAAUGUUUUGGGGAAGUUGCAUUUUUUACAGGAAAUCCUAGAAUAGCUACUGCUAUUUCUAAAGGAUUUACUAGGGCAUUUAAAAUAAAAAGAGAAAAUUUUUUAGCUAUUUUACAAUAAUUUCCAAAUGAUUAUGAAAAGUUUUGUGAUACUAGAGAUAGAUUAAUUAAUAAUGAAUUCUCUUCAUUAUAAUUAAAUUGUUAUAGUUGUAAAAGCAAUAGACAUCUUAUAAAUAAUUGUCAUAUUUUACAUUUUUGUGCUGAUCAAGAGAAAAUAUUAAAAAAAGAAUUAUUUCCAGUAGAAUAAUGCAGAAGUAUGAUCUAUAGUAGAAAUAAGAAAACAAAAGUUGUUAGUGCAUUAACAAUGUAGAAGUUUUAUUCAGCAAGAGCACAUGAUCUGAUUUAGGAUGUUUAUUAAUAAGAAAAAGGUGGUACUGAUCUUGAUGAUGGAGAUUCACAUACAAUGCCUAUGAAUGAUGCAUAUGAAAAUGAUGAUGAUGAUGAUGGUAAAUAAAUUAUUUUAUUUAAUAGAUUUACCUUCUUCUAUAAAUUAACAAAGAAGUUAAUCAAUAAGUCUUAGUAAAGUAAGUUCAAAAUAAUAACAACAAUAAGUGGAUAUUGAAGAAUAAGAAUUAGACAAUAAAGGUUAUCAUCGUAAAUAAUGUCCUCCACGUUAAACUGUUUAGACAGCUGGAUUUGGACGUAAUACUAAAACUAAAGAUAGUAAUUGUAUUUUAUAUUAACAAUAGUUGCCUGGAAUGUAUAAUAAUUGAGUGAAUCCUAAGAUUCAUUAGAAAUACAAGACUAAGUUAUUCCUCUUUAAUCACAUAAUUAACAAAAAUCAAAUGAAUUAAUUAAUAAAUAUUAAUCAUCAAAGAAACUGAUUUCAAGAAGUGGGUCUGGAGAUGAUCCAUCUAAAAUACCUACAGAAAUUAGAAUUUCUAAAUAGUAAGGACAUUCAAAAAAUCAAUCUGAUCUUGAAAUUCGUAAUACUUUAGCUAGAGAACAAGCUAGAAAAAUAACUUCAAGAACAAGAACACAUAAUGAUGAUCCAACUUUGAUUACAGAUAAUUUGACCUAAAAUAAUAAUGCAUAUCAACUAUUAUUAACUCCUACUAUAACAACAAUAUUUUAAAAUUUUGAUAAAAUGUGUAUCUUUUAGUUUUAUUAACCAUUUAAUAAUUAUGAUGCUGUAAUCAAAAGGUAUUUAAUAUAAAUUAUUUAUUAAGAUAUGCAAGGGCAUAAAAAUUCUUUGGUAAAAAGAGAUUAUAUCCUGAAAGUUCUCUUUAUUCAUUUUACUUUAUGGCUAUUAAGAAAGGAUAUAAAUUAAGAAAAUUAGGAUAAUUAAUUCCUAAUGGAUCAACACGAUUCUCUGGUGGUGUUAAAUUAAUAAAAAAAGCAUUUAAGAAAAUGAGAUAACCUACAUUAGCAGAAUAAAGUGAUAUGUUGUAUUAAAAUAAAUGA